Molecule: messenger RNA, 957 nt
Organism: Helicoverpa zea (corn earworm)
Lineage: Eukaryota; Metazoa; Arthropoda; Insecta; Lepidoptera; Noctuidae
Exons: 8
Coding region: 1-957 (318 amino acids)
Source: RefSeq, a predicted model, not a curated record
AUGUAUAAGGGAAAGAAACAGAUCGCGGAAGCCCCCGAAAAUAUCAAAGUAGAAGACCAGUCCAGCUGUGCCCCUAAACUGCAGAAAUGGUGCAGAAGUCGACGCUGCCAACUUUGGAGACUACUACUUCUACCUUUCAUACCUAUCCUGGCACUUAUUGUUCAGACCACACUUUCUCUGAAGAGUAGCAUUACUAACGGCAGAGAUGUGGCUGAUGUUGAAGAACAGGUAAGCAGAGCUACAGAAUUAGGCAAGCUAGUGACGAGACUGCAGCAAGAACGAUCCGAAGUGGCUUUCUUUAUAUUUACCAAUGGCAGCACUUUGAGAUCAAAUUUAUCGCAACGUUUCGCGGGGACCAACAGAGCUAUAGACCAAAUGGGGUCCUUACCGAUGCUGGUCUUCAAGAACAGGUCGAAACCUGUCGAUGGUGACGCUUUUAGAGUUGAGCUUGAAGAGUUAAGAGCUGGUAUAAACGCUGGUACAUCUAUGACUGAAGCUGUCGAGUGGUAUACCAAUGCAAAUGCUGCCUUGCUCAGCCAUCUCACCAAGGAGAUCAAGGAUACAGACAGCAGCACUAUAUGGAGGUAUCUCGUUGGUUUCAAGAACCUAUUACGCAGCAUCGAAUGCAAAGGAAUCGGCUCUGUACUGGGCAUCAACUACUUCGCUAGAGGGUACCUACAACCCCGAGCUUAUGAACGGUAUAUAGCUCAUAUGGUCUUGGGGCGUGAUUUGCUGGACAAUACUUUGAACUUGGUCCCAUCGCUGAUACCCCUGCAUAAGGAUAUCAAAGAAGACAGCUUUGAGUAUCAGGAUCUAGAGAAAAAAAACCAGCAGAUUGUGGAUAACAAACACCAGGAUGGGAGCGUAGCUGACGCGAUCGAGUAUUUCGACCAGACUGCUACCUUUCUCGACAAACUACGGGCGGUACAGAAGCAAUUAAGAGAAUAUAUAAGGUAA